Oryzias latipes (Japanese medaka) is the source of this 2920-nucleotide messenger RNA. RefSeq names its product GTPase IMAP family member 8-like. Gene Ontology annotation, molecular function: GTP binding. The record is from RefSeq and is a predicted model, not a curated record. NCBI's taxonomy places the organism in Eukaryota, Metazoa, Chordata, Actinopteri, Beloniformes, Adrianichthyidae.
ACUCCACUUCCCUGGAGUCCAAAAGAGGGAUUGCUAACCAGCCGACUUUGGUAAGGAGACUGACCGCAGGAGAGCAGAGAUAUCCAAACGGAUCAUUUUCAGGUGAAGAAGACGUCAUGGCGACGGCAGCAGCUGACUCUGAAGCUCCUGUGAGGCGCAGACGCAGUAAUCCACAUCUACCACCUUAUAUGUCUGAGCUGAGGGUGGUUCUUCUGGGGAACAGAUGUUCUUUGAAGAACUCAGUGGGGAACAUGAUUUUAGGAGGGAACUGUAUUAGAGAACCAGACUGCUGUCAGAAAGUUAGCACAAUCAUUGACGACAAAAAGAUCAUUCUGAUCAACACUCCAGAUCUUCAGCAUCCAAACCUGUGUGGAGAAAAACUAACCAAGUUUGGAAAAGACUUGAUGAGACUCAGUGACCCUGGACCUCAUCUGUUCCUGCUGGUUCUACAACCUGAGAAUUUCACUGAGGAAGAGGAAGAGAGACUCCAGUUCCUCCUGCAGAUGUUUGACUCUCCGUCCAAUCACACUCUGACACUGAUUUCAACAUCCAAACAGGAAACCUCAGAUGUCAGAGAGAAAUAUCUUCAGGAUCCACUGAUAGGAGACUUUCUCUCUGAAUGUAAACAUGAAUUCAUUCAGAAUGAUGAACUUCAACGUUCCAAGCUGUGGAAAACCAUUAACCAGAUUCUAGAGGAGAAUCAUGGAAAGAAUGUGGGCUUUCACCAAAAUACAUCUGCACACUUGGAGUUACCCAGUUGUCAUGGAAACGAGGAGCAAGAAAAAGAAGAAAGAAACACAUUAGAUGUUGUGAAACAAGCUGGAAUGGGAAUCUAUAAUGCUGCAAAAGGAUGGUGGCCAUUUUCAGGAAUUGUUGGUCAAUCAGAGGAAACUGCAGAACCUCAAUUUUCUGUCAGGAUUGUUCUUCUGGGAAAGAGUAAAGACAAGCUGUCAAAAAUGUCCAACUUCAUCAUUGGAGAUGAAGUUUUCCAUUCACAGUCAUCAAACAAACAGUGUGUGACAACAUCUGGAGAAUGGAAUGGAAAAUCUGUUUUAGUUGUUAAAACUCCAGACCUGUUUGUGAUGAACGAGCAGAUGGUGAGAAGAGAGAUGAGCAGAUGCAGGAGUCUGAGCUUCCCUGGACCAAAUGUUCUGCUGCUGAUGGUGAAACCAUCUGACUUCACACAAGAAGAUGCAGAAAAACUGAACUUCAUCCUGAGUUUGUUUGGUCAGAAUAGUUUUCAACACUCCAUGAUUGUCUUCACACACAAAGAAAAACAAGCCAAAGUUCUAAAUGAGCUGCUACAGAAGUGUGGAGGAAGAAUGUACAACAUGUUGGAUAAAAAUCAUGGACUGUUGAUGGAGAACAUUGAGAGGAUGAUGAGUGAAAACAGAGGAUCCUUCCUCACCUUCACUGAAGAGACCAGAGGACCACAGUGUGAACAGAUCAAACCAGAUUUAAACCUGGUUCUGUUUGGGAGGAGAGGAGCAGGGAAGACUUCAGCAUCUAAGAACAUUCUAGGUCUGUCAGUCAGCUCACAGCAGAGUGUUAGGAACCAGGCAGAGGUGUGUGAACGUCUGGUUUCUGUGGUGGAGCUGCCCCCCUUGUCUGAAAGAACGCAGAAGGAAGUGAUGCAGGAAUCCUUCAGGAGUGUCUCCCUCUGUGACCCUGAGGGCGUCCACGCCUUCAUCCUGGUUCUUCCUGUGGAUCCGCUCACUGAUGAAGACAAAGGAGAGCUGCAGACCAUCCAGAAGGCCUUUGGCCCUCAGGUCAAAGACUUCACCAGGAUCCUGUUCACCGUGGACUUUGAUCCCAAAGAUCCAAAUGUUGUUAACUUUGUGGAAAAGAAUGAAGACAUCCAAGAAUUAUGUCAGAGCUGUGGAGGAAGAUACGACAUUCUCAACAUCAGGAACAAACAGCAGAUCUCAGAGCUGCUGGAGAAGAUUCAGGUGGAAAAUAGUUAUUCAGCACACACAUUUACACAGGCACAGAUGGAAAAGAACAUUGAACUAGAGGAAAACAUGAGACAACUAAACAGACAGGAUCCAUGUAAAAAACAGCAGAGUCCAGAAAGUGUCAGAAUCGUUCUGAUCGGGAAGACCGGCAGUGGAAAAAGUUCUUGAGGAAACACCAUCCUGGGAAGAAAAGAGUUUAAAGCUUACUCAAGUUCAGCUUCAGUCACCAGACUUUGUCACAAAGCUCUGGGUGAAGUGGACGGUCGUCCCGUUUCUGUGGUCGACACUCCUGGUCUGUUUGACACAAGUCUGUCAAACAAAGAGGUUUAUGAAGAGAUGGUGAAAUGCAUCAGCCUGCUGGCUCCAGGACCUCAUGUCUUCCUGCUGGUGAUCCAGAUUGGACGAUUCACACCAGAAGAAAUGGAAACACUGAAACUUAUCAAGGAAAGUUUUGGAAGAAAAUCUGAACAGUUCACCUUAAUUCUCUUCACAAGAGGAGAUGAUCUGCACCAUGAUGACAAAACUAUUGAAGAUUAUAUUGAAAGAUAUCCAACUGAAAUGAAGAAACUGAUCAGAGACUGUGGAGGAAGAUACCACGUGUUCAAUAACCGAGAUAAAAAUAACCAGCAGCAGGUGAGAGAGCUGAUGGAAAAGAUCGACAGAAUGGUGAAGAAAAAUGGAGGAUGCUGCUUCAGCAAUAAGAUGCUGGAAGAAGCUGAAGCAGCGAUUCGGAAAGAAAUGGAGAAAAUCCUGAAAGAGAAAGAAGAAGAAAUCAGGAAAGAAAAGGAGGAGCUCACGAGAAAACAUGAAGAAGAAAUGCAAGAAAUGAAAAGAAAGAUGGAAGAAGAGAUGAAAAAACUGCAGCAGGAAAGUGAACUGAAGUUUAAAGAAAUGAGUGAAAAUAUUCAGAAAGAGCACGAACAACAACAAAAAGAACAAGAAGAAAGAGAAAAGAAGAACAAGGA